This is a messenger RNA of Daucus carota subsp. sativus, 579 nucleotides long. RefSeq lists its product as uncharacterized. Lineage: Eukaryota; Viridiplantae; Streptophyta; Magnoliopsida; Apiales; Apiaceae. The record is from RefSeq and is a predicted model, not a curated record. The transcript has a single exon. Bases 1 to 579 code for a protein of 192 amino acids.
AUGAUAUUUGUUCAAGUAUAUGUUGAUGAUAUUAUAUUUGGUUCUACUAACGAAAACUUGUGCAAGAAAUUUGCUAAGUUGAUGCAGAAUAACUACGAGAUGAGUAUGAUGGGUGAACUGUCAUUCUUUCUUGGUCUUCAAGUAAGUCCGAAAGAUGAUGGGAUCUUCAUUUGCCAAUCAAAAUAUGUCAAAGCUCUUCUAGAAGACUCUUCACCGGCAAAGACACCCAUGGCCACUCCCACUAAGCUUGACCAGGACAAAUCUGGUAAGAAAGUUGAUAUUUCAAGCUUUAUAGGUAUGAUUGGCUCAUUACUCUAUCUCACUGCUAGUAGACCUAAUAUAAUGUUUGCAACAUAUUUAUGUGAAAGGUUCCAAAAUGAUCCUAAAGAGUCACAUCUUAUAGCUGUUGAAAGAAUUUUUAGAUAUCUUAAGGGUACACCUAUUUUUGGUAUCUGGUACCCUAAGAAUACUGGUUUUGACCUAACAGGCUAUACAGAUUCUGAUUAUGCAGGAUGCAGGAUAGACAGGAAAAGCACUUCUGGAAGCUAUCAGUUUCUAGGACGACGGUUGGUUUCCUAG